Silurus meridionalis is the source of this 1164-nucleotide messenger RNA. It is a transcript of the gene rab35b, whose product is annotated as RAB35, member RAS oncogene family b. The record is from RefSeq and is a predicted model, not a curated record. Gene Ontology annotation, biological process: endocytic recycling. Lineage: Eukaryota; Metazoa; Chordata; Actinopteri; Siluriformes; Siluridae. Gene Ontology annotation, cellular component: plasma membrane; endosome membrane. The transcript has 6 exons. Bases 288 to 893 code for a protein of 201 amino acids. Gene Ontology annotation, molecular function: GTPase activity; GTP binding.
ACAAAUUGGGAAGCAAUCGACAGGACGAGGGGUGGCGCUCGCGCUUGCGCUUAUGCACUUAGCUUAGCAUUCGUUUCGAAAAGUAAGACGAUUGAGUUUCCGACUUCCGUGUCGAGAGAAACACCGAGAAACAAAAAAAGCCCUGGUAUUUAAUUUUUUGAGUGGUCGGUUUUAUUUCACCGACGGGUCGUCUGUCGAUAUAAUUUAGCGUGAAUUCGGUUCAUGAGCCAGGACAGGAGGCGUAAAGCGAUAGCGCAGGCGCGGCGGGUUUAGCCGACACUACCGGCAUGGCAAGGGACUACGAUUACCUCUUCAAACUGCUCAUUAUCGGCGACAGCGGUGUGGGGAAGAGCAGUCUUCUACUGCGCUUUGCAGACAACACAUUUUCAGGUAGUUAUAUUACCACUAUAGGGGUUGACUUCAAGAUCCGUACAGUAGAGCUCAAUGGCGAGAAGGUGAAAUUGCAGAUCUGGGACACAGCAGGCCAGGAGCGCUUCCGAACCAUCACUUCCACGUACUACAGAGGAACCCAUGGUGUCAUAGUGGUGUAUGAUGUCACCAGUGCUGAAUCUUUUGUCAAUGUUAAACGGUGGCUACAUGAAAUUAAUCAGAAUUGUGACGACGUUUGUCGAAUACUGGUGGGUAAUAAAAAUGAUGACCCGAACUCUAAAGUUGUGGAGACAAAUGAUGCCCAAAAGUUCGCAGAGCAGAUGAGCAUCCACCUGUUUGAGACGAGUGCAAAAGAGAACAUUAAUGUUGAGGAGAUGUUCAACUGUAUCACGGAGCUGGUGUUGCGGGCAAAGAAGGAAUCUGUGGCUAAGCAGCAACAGCAGCAACAGAAUGAUGUUGUUAAGCUCAGCAAGAACAGCAAACGAAAGAAAAAGUGUUGCUAGUGGAUGCUAGUGGCGCUUGACCACGACUCUCAUUGCAGAAACCCUAUAGAGAAAUGGACUAUGAUCACAUUCAUUAAACAAAGCUUAAUAAAUAUAAUAAUGAAAUGAAAAAAAAAACAAGCAUGUCCCUUUUGGACAUAUACAAAUUAUGAAGACUUUUUAAAGAAAAUGUACAGAUUUUAUUAGAAUUAAGAAAUUUUUAAGUGGGAAUUCAAUAGCUGUGGUAUUUAAUAAAAGUUCCUCCUUCAUUCUUGAAGGACCUGCAAGCUGA